Messenger RNA from Desarmillaria tabescens, 651 nucleotides. RefSeq lists its product as uncharacterized. The transcript is spliced from 2 exons. The annotation marks the transcript as partial. Lineage: Eukaryota; Fungi; Basidiomycota; Agaricomycetes; Agaricales; Physalacriaceae. The record is from RefSeq and is a predicted model, not a curated record.
CUGUCCUGCCUCCUAUUGAAUCUCACUAUCGAGCCUCUGGCUGAGAUGCUAAGAUGCUCAGAUCUAAAAGGUCUGACAGUCCCAGGGUCAGAAGAAAGACUGAUCGCCAACCUUUUUGCAGAUAACACAACCACCUUCCUUGAUGAGAAUGAUGACUUCAAUGACCUCAUGUGCCUACUGGAUACCUGGUGCCUUGCUAGUGGAGCCUGUUUCAACGUUAUGAAAACCCAAAUCAUCCCGAUCAGUAGCAAAGAUUUUUGUCUGAAGCUAAGCACCUGCUGGAAAGCAAAGGAUAACUUUAAUGAAAUACUGAGAAACAUCCACAUUGUUAAAGAAAAAGAGGUCAUCCAAAUUCUGGGUGCAUGGUUUGGAAAUAACAUCCCAGAAGACAUGGGUGAGGCUGCCAAUGACUGUUUGAAUUAUGAUUCGGACUGGAGCCCAUGCCAGUACCUUACUGUGGUGCAGGGCAUGCUAAAACAUGUAAAGAACAAACUCAAGAAACAAGUAUGGAAGUUCAUUUGGGAAGGAAAAACAAAAAACCUAGUUGAUUUUGAGACAUUGAAGGCCUCAAGGAGCCAAGGAGGCCUAGACAUACUUGAUCUCCAUGCUUGGAACAAAGCAAUAGAAGCGAUGUGGGUCAAAUCACUACUU